AAAGAUUUUCCCGACUCCCAUCUCUCUCUCUCUCUCUCUCUCUCUCUCUUCAAAUGGCCUCCUCAGGUGGGAGUCUGAACACUUCAGAUACUUCUUCUCAUAAUAAUCACAACUUUUCAUUCUCAACUCAGUUCAUGCCUACUUCUUUUACUGAUCUUCUUUCUAACAAUGAUCAUCAUCAUCAUCACAUGCAUGCCCAAUACCAACAACAAGACAGAUCUAGAACUGGCUUUGACAAUCAAAAGUUCAAGUCUUCAUCAUCAUCAUCAUUUCCACCACCACCCCCCUCCUCAUCACCUCUCUCUCCUCCUCCUCUCUCUCCUUCUUCCUAUCUCACCAUCCCACCUGGUAUAAGCCCAACUGGCUUGUUCAUGGACUCACCUGCUUUCCUUUCUUCUUCUAAUUUUUUUCAAUCUCCAACUACUGGGAGCUUUGGUGGUAUGGAAUUCAAGGGGGAGAGAAACUUUUCUGAUUUUUCUUUUCAACUACCCCAAACAAGGCCUCCUACAACUUCAUCAUCCAUGUUUCAAACUUCUUCAAAUGCAAUUCCAUCGGAAGAAUCGUACAAAAGAAAACAUCAGGAUUGGAAUAUGAACACACCAUCAGAGCAAGCUCAAUUCUCAGCAGAAAAAGGCAGAGAAAAAUCUGAAUUUGCACCAGUUCAGGGCUUCCCCUCAUCAGAAACCUCCACAACCCAAACAAACAUUCACAGCAACACCGCUCCGCCAUCAAGCCAUAUUCAACCAUCCCAGUAUUUGAGAGAGCAGAGAAGAUCCGACGACGGAUACAACUGGCGAAAAUACGGGCAAAAACAAGUGAAAGGAAGCGAAAAUCCGCGUAGUUAUUACAAAUGUACUCAUCCUAAUUGUCCAACAAAGAAAAAAGUUGAGAGAACAUUGGAUGGACAUAUAACUGAAAUCGUAUACAAGGGAAGUCACAACCAUGCCAAACCUCAAUCUAGCAGGAGAUCAUCAUCUUCGCACUUGAUUCAACCUUCUUCGAGCAACAACAUGGAUACUUCAAACCAAUCAAACGCAUUAUCAGGAAACGCUCAAAUGGAUUCUGUGGCAACCCCGGAGAAUUCCUCUGUUUCGUUUGGUGAGGAUGACUUUAAUCAAGGCUCUUCGAUGAGCAAAUCAGAUGAUGACAAUGAAAAUGAGCAUGAAGCCAAAAGAUGGAAAGGAGAGAAUGAAAAUGAGGUUAUAUCAGCUUGUGGGAAUAGAACCGUUCGCGAACCUAGAAUCGUAGUUCAAACAACGAGUGACAUUGAUAUUCUUGAUGAUGGGUAUCGAUGGAGGAAAUACGGACAGAAAGUAGUCAAGGGCAAUCCUAAUCCUAGGAGCUAUUACAAAUGCACAUAUGUAGGUUGUCCGGUGAGGAAGCACGUGGAGCGAGCAUCGCAUGAUAUACGGGCUGUGAUCACCACUUACGAAGGGAAGCACAACCACGACGUUCCUGCAGCGCGCGGUAGUGCCGGUUACGCUGCAAAUAGAGCUGUUUCCAACAAUGGAAACAGCAAUGUGCCAAUGGCUAUAAGGCCUACGGCCAUGACCAAUAAUCCGAACUACAUGACAACUAACCUUAACAAUGCAAGGUUACCAGAAACCAAAAGUCAAGCACCAUACACGCUAGAGAUGUUACAGAGCCCAGCUGGGAGUUUUGGAUUCGCAGGGUUCGGGAACUCUUCUGGUUCCUAUAUGAACCAAAUGCAAACAGAUGACGUGUUGUUGAGAACCAAGGAAGAGCCUAAGGAUAACGCUUUCUGCGAUUCGUUCCUAUACUGAGAAUCAAAAUGAGUUUUGAUCAGUUUGUUAUGUUUGGUUGAUGUACGAUUGCUCAAAGCGUUUAGCUAUGUACAUGCUAGGACUCAUACAAAAGGAGUUAGUUAGUCUCAUUUGUUCAUUUGUUUCCAGGUCCUUUCCAAGGUUACAACAUUGACCAAUUCCCACUUUUUGCGUUAGAUUAGAUAAUGACAAUAGAAUGGAGAAACAGAGUCAACAGUUGAAAUUUGAAUGCUAGGUUCUUCUCUCUUUCUCUCAGUUUUUCUUUGUAAUAUCUCAAGAAAGAUUUCUAAUAAAUUACCAUUUCUAGGUGUUUGUUUUUGCCUUUCA
Messenger RNA from Camellia sinensis, 2111 nucleotides. RefSeq names its product putative WRKY transcription factor 33. NCBI's taxonomy places the organism in Eukaryota, Viridiplantae, Streptophyta, Magnoliopsida, Ericales, Theaceae. Gene Ontology annotation, molecular function: DNA-binding transcription factor activity; sequence-specific DNA binding. Gene Ontology annotation, biological process: regulation of DNA-templated transcription. The record is from RefSeq and is a predicted model, not a curated record.